Molecule: messenger RNA, 1199 nt
Organism: Cuscuta epithymum
Lineage: Eukaryota; Viridiplantae; Streptophyta; Magnoliopsida; Solanales; Convolvulaceae
Source: the annotation of a GenBank genome assembly
CACCUCUAUCUCCGUGUCUUCUUCGUCCCCUCCCAUAUCUGCGUACAGAAAUAGAACUUUCUGGAACCCGAUUUCUCAUCCCUGCCUAAUUAUUUCGCGAUUCGUCAUGAGCUCCGAUUCCCAAACCCAUCAGCCGAAGCCGGAACCCCAAUCUCGCUCUUCCGAUUACGCUGCUUACCCUAAGAUCGAUCCCAGCGACACCGUUCCCGUCUCCCUAGAUUCCGAUCAUCCGCCGUCGCUGCCGGAACAAACUAGAUCUCCUCCGUCUACUUCAGGCCCCGCUCCUAUCUCUGGAUCAGCCGCUACCACCAUGCCAUCCGAGUCAAACCCUUACGUCUCCCCUGCUCCCGCCUCUGGACCCGGCUCCUCCGUUAAAAAUACGAUGGAUACAGUGAAGGAUGUUUUGGGGAAAUGGGGCAAGAAGGCCGCUGAGGCAACAAAGAAGGGGCAGGAUCUUGCUGAAAACAUGUGGCAGCAUUUGAAAACUGGUCCCAGCUUGGCCGAUGCUGCAGUGGGAAGAAUUGCUCAGGGAACAAAGAUAUUGGCAGAAGGUGGUUAUGAUAAAGUGUUCAGACAAACAUUUGAGACCCUUCCGGAGGAGAAACUGUUGAAGGCAUAUGCAUGCUACUUGUCCACUUCAGCUGGCCCUGUUAUGGGACUUCUCUACUUGUCUUCUGCAAAAAUUGCAUUUUGCAGUGAUAAUCCACUCUCUUAUAAAGUUGGCGAGCAAACACAAUGGAGCUAUUACAAGGUGAUACUUCCAAUCCAUCAGUUGAAAGCAGUUAAUCCUUCGGCUAGCAAAAUCAAUCCAGUUGAAAAGUUUAUCCAAGUUAUAUCUAUCGACAACCAUGAGUUUUGGUUUAUGGGAUUUGUAAACUAUGAUAGUGCUGUCAAAUGUUUGCAAGGUGCUCUGCUACGACAUCCAUAGCCAGCAAGCUGUCCAUUUCCAGUUAUUGCUAGAUGAAAGUGUGUGGUACAUGUAUCUAUACUUGUGUUUGAUCUAAUUAUAUACCUGCUUGUAAUAAUGGGUUGAGUUUGGCCAAAUUUCAUUUUUUGUAGAACUUAUUUUUUAAAGAUUCCUGUAGUUCAUGUGUGUGUUCUCGGACCAUCAAACAUUGCAGUAUACGGAGUAUAUGAUUGUUUAUAUGAUACUCUUUAGUUGGGCAGCUGAAUUGGUAGAUUUCUCAAUUAAUAUGUCA